GAAUGGAUUUCCAUUCCAGUCUUAGCAUAUUUGUUUUUAUUUUCUAAUGGAGAAGGAUAAACAGAUCACGGACACGAGCAACAACUGCAGAUGUUACGGGGCUAAUAAUUUUGGCUCUUCCAUUGGUCAUAGUAAGCUAAAAAUCUUGCUAUGUGACCGUGAUACUGAGAGUUGUCAAGAGGUUUCGACCCUUUUGACCAAAUGCUGUUACCAAGGUACUAACUCUCUCACAUUCUUAGCAAGGUGGACUAUGGAGUUCUUUAUUGUUUUGAAGAGCCUAUUUGUACUUCUAAGUUUUGUGUACUUCCUCUCUUUCACUCCUACAUUUUCCUUUUCGUCAUUUCUAGUAAUUUCAGUCAGCUCAGAUAUGGAGGUGAUUAAUGCUCUUAAUUCUGAAGGGCCAUAUAUUGACCUCAUCCUAGCUGCAGUAGACCUUCCUAUAAACACAAGCAUGGAGAUGAUCAAAUAUAUAAUGCAGGACAAAAAUUUCCAUCAAAUUCCAGUAAUCAUGCUUUCAACACAGGAUGAAACUUUUCUCAUUCAUAAAUAUCUCAAACUCGGUGCAACUGAUUAUCUGGUCAAGCCAUUAUGCAAAAAUGAGAUCUUAAACUUGUGGAUGCACAUGAGCAAGAAGAGAAGAAUGAACAACAUUUUAAAUUAUGGACUUGGUCAUCUGGUAACAAAUGAAGCUAAUAUGAGCAACAUAAUCAUCUUCGAAGACACAGAUAACAAGCUUCUUCAGACUGCUAGUACUCAGAGAAUUGAGCCGAACAUUUAUCAGCAAGAUACCUGAAUUUUUAUUUGCAGAAAGUUUGGUUUUCUUUGUAUUUGCAGUAACAUCAUAAACACGAAAAAUGUGCAAGCAAUUGUCCUAUCAUGGAAAUCCUUUUGACUUAAAAAAGUCUUUAAAAGGCAAAAAGGGCAAAAAAGAAAAAAGAAAAAGAAAGGAUCUUAUUGUAAUUUCGGUUAAUUGAAGUAUUGUAAUUUAUGAACAGGGAAAAAAAGAUCCCAUAGUGCAAAAAAAUGAAUAUUGGCCAAAAAAAAAAAAAAAAACAAGAAAAAAAAUCUAUGGGAUUUUGUUUUCCCUUCCUUUAUAUGAAGAAAUCAAUUCUUGUAUCUGAAAUUUCCAUUUAUUAACUUGACACUGUCUCACGCCCAAAGUAAAAAUAAAAUUGUCUAUAUUUCUUUGCCAUUUACUA
Ziziphus jujuba (common jujube) is the source of this 1199-nucleotide messenger RNA. RefSeq names its product two-component response regulator-like APRR1. The transcript has 4 exons. Gene Ontology annotation, biological process: phosphorelay signal transduction system; cytokinin-activated signaling pathway. The coding region runs from base 47 to 793 and encodes 248 amino acids. The record is from RefSeq and is a predicted model, not a curated record. Lineage: Eukaryota; Viridiplantae; Streptophyta; Magnoliopsida; Rosales; Rhamnaceae.